Cornus florida is the source of this 447-nucleotide messenger RNA. RefSeq names its product stigma-specific STIG1-like protein 2. The record is from RefSeq and is a predicted model, not a curated record. Bases 1 to 447 code for a protein of 148 amino acids. The transcript has a single exon. NCBI's taxonomy places the organism in Eukaryota, Viridiplantae, Streptophyta, Magnoliopsida, Cornales, Cornaceae.
AUGAAGGUGAUGAAAACAAUCUUCGCUUUAGCCAUCACCAUGGCUAUAACACUCACUCUCACCAUGAAAAACAUCGCGGACGAAGAAGAGAAACCGCCUUUCAAGCUCAUUAAUCCUCUAGACACUGCAUCCAAAGGUCUACCUUCCAAAAGGCUAAGUCGUUUCCUAGCCGAUAAGAACCCUAGAGCAGCUGAUCAUUGUCACAAAGACAGGGACAUUUGUUACGUCCAUGGAAGCCGGAACUCUACUUGCUGCAACAACAAAUGCAUAGACUUGACGACGGAUGACGAUAACUGCGGUGCAUGCAAGCACAAGUGCAAGUUCACAUACUCUUGCUGCCGAGGAGAGUGCGUUGAUCUGGCCUAUGACAAGAGGCACUGCGGGGCUUGCAACAACCGGUGCAUGCCCGGUGGCUACUGUAUAUAUGGAAUGUGUGACUAUGCUUAA